Aspergillus puulaauensis is the source of this 1185-nucleotide messenger RNA. RefSeq lists its product as uncharacterized. The transcript is spliced from 3 exons. The record is from RefSeq and is a predicted model, not a curated record. Bases 1 to 1185 code for a protein of 394 amino acids. Gene Ontology annotation, molecular function: oxidoreductase activity. NCBI's taxonomy places the organism in Eukaryota, Fungi, Ascomycota, Eurotiomycetes, Eurotiales, Aspergillaceae.
AUGCUAGGUCCUCCACAGAGAUGCGCCGCUGUUGUUGUCGGUGCCGGUCCGGCUGGGUUGGCUGUCGUGGGGACUCUGCUUGAGAAGCAACUCGGAGACAUUGUCUGGGUCGACCCUUGUUUCCAGGGCGGCCGUGUAAAUCGGAAAUAUCGUGAAGUCCCAAGCAACACCAAAGUGGCACUGUUCCAAGCGUUUGCAACCGCAGUACAGCCAUUUCGGUCUGUUAUCAAUGGCACUCGUAUUCCCAAUGCUUUUACCACUAUGGCCAAGCUCGACCAGGACAAACCCUGCCAUCUCCAUCAUGCGGCAGAUGUCGUUCGAGCUUUGACCGAUGGAAUUGUAAAGACGGAGCAGGUGCAUACCUGCCGCGGCCAUGUCAUCUCUGCCAAUCUAGACUACACACGUUCGUGGACUGUGCGCAUCCGGGAGGCUGACUCUGUCGGUGAAGUUGAAGUCACGGCGUCUCGUUUCAUCCUCUGCACUGGAUCGUCGCCGACGGAAGUCCCUAUCCCAGUCCAAGGAGGCAAUGUACCCAGACUCAACCUUGACGUAGUCCUGAAGCCAAGUGAGCUGGCCUCGACUCUUCCUCAAAGCUCGCCAUGCACCGUUGCAGUAAUUGGCGCUUCACAUAGUGCCAUUUUGGCCUUGCUCAAUCUCUUCGACUUGGCUCGAACCUCCCAUCCCAAGCUUCGCAUUAAAUGGUUCACCCGCCAUCCUCUUCGGUAUGCAGAAUACAUGGACGGCUGGAUCCUCCGAGACAACACUGGUCUUAAAGGCCGUGCCGCUGAUUUCGCCCGCCAACAGCUGGAGGACAAUGUACUUGCGACUUCCGAAGCGGGCCGAUUCAUCACCAAGAUCAACUGUGCUGGUGGUCAAAGUAAAGAGGCGGCACAGUAUGAACGCAAUCUCCCCUCAUGCGCAUACCUCACCCAAGCCAUCGGGUAUACCCGGGACCCGCUCCCGGAGUUAUCCAUUGACAGGUCGCCCCUGCUCUCCGAAGACCUCAAAUGGGAUUCGAGUUUUGGUGGCUUCACAGACCGCAGUAAUGCAAUCAUUCCUGGCCUCCACGGUGCGGGCAUUGCGUUUCCUGAGCGUGUCGUCGACCCCUGCGGUAAUGUAGAGCAUGCCGUGGGAUUCUUCAAGUUCAUGAAGUUCCUUAAGCGAGUUUCUCCUCAAUGGGUAUAA